UUUACACGCACACAGUGAUGCGACGUCAAGUCGUGUGUUACCAUUUAAACAUUUCAUUGAGGGUAGAGGAAAGAAGUAGGCGAAGGGGCAGAAGGCGGCGUGUAAUAACGGCAACAGAAUAAACGUGUACAGAAAGAGGUAGUGACAGACAAAAUGGCGGUGUGCCUAGUGCAGUGCUAGUAGUAGUAGUGUUGGGGUCAGUAGGUUGGUAGGGAGAACGGAAGAAAAGACCCUGAAAGACAUGAAUCAACGAUUAGCAUCAACUACCCGACGUCGUGGUCAUCAACACCAUCCUCGAAAUACCACGAAACGACGACUUGACAUCGCCAGCGGAGGACCCGCGCAGUGUGGCCUUGCUGGUGUUGACACUAAUCAAAGUUCGCAAAAUUCAACAUCUGACAGUUCCCAGCUGGAUAAUAAACCCGACAAGUGUCAUAAUCCUUCGGAUCAUUCCCCAAGCGUUGAUAAUUGUCAAGGGAAGCCGAUUGGUAACGAGUCUAAUAACUCGGAUGGACCAAUUGAGCCUAGGCCCGCGCAGUGUGGCCUUGCUGGUGUUGACACUAAUCAAAGUUCGCAAAAUUCAACAUCUGACAGUUCCCAGCUGGAUAAUAAACCCGACAAGUGUCAUAAUCCUUCGGAUCAUUCCCCAAGCGUUGAUAAUUGUCAAGGGAAGCCGAUUGGUAACGAGUCUAAUAACUCGGAUGGACCAAUUGAGCCUAGGCCCGCGCAGUGUGGCCGAUCCAAGGAUCUUGCCAAGUCAGUCAGUCGUUUUGAAAAAAAUCAAUCGUCAAAUCAACCAACCAACAACAAAAUAAAACAUGAUAAUGACCAAUUGAAUAAUAAAAAACUGGACAAUGUUGACAAUAAAGCUGUUGACAGUUUUAAUAAGAACCAAGAGUCUGAGCACGCGGUCGCAAGGGCUCGAGGUGAUGGUCAUUCAGAUGAUGAUGAAAAUCAGAAUGACGACGAUCCUGAGCUUCUUGAGCUUGCCAAACUCAGGUGUCCAAGUGAACGAACUGAAGUUCAAGCUGAACGCGAAGCCAGAAGAAAAAAAAGGUGUGCUGAUUACCCCGGCCUAGCUUUUGGAUCAUCGAUUUUUUCCUCCGAUACCAUGAUGAAGUUUAAUCUCAUCAGAUGUGAACUCCAGAAUAUCUCAGGCAAUCAGCUAAGGCGGGCUGAAUCUGAGGUUGCUGCCCUCAAUCGUCGUAUUCAAUUGCUUGAGGAAGAUCUUGAGAGAUCCGAGGAACGUUUAGCAACAGCUACUGCUAAGCUUGCUGAAGCUUCUCAAGCAGCCGAUGAGAGUGAACGCGCCCGGAAGAUUCUUGAGAACCGCAGUUUGGCUGAUGAAGAACGUAUGGAUGCUCUUGAAAAUCAAUUGAAGGAGGCUAGAUUCCUUGCAGAAGAAGCUGACAAGAAAUAUGAUGAGGUCGCCCGUAAAUUGGCUAUGGUUGAAGCUGAUCUUGAACGUGCUGAGGAGCGUGCUGAAGCUGGAGAAUCAAAAAUUGUCGAAUUGGAGGAGGAAUUACGUGUUGUUGGCAACAACUUGAAAUCUCUUGAAGUUUCAGAAGAAAAGGCAACACAAAGGGAAGAAACAUUCGAAGGCCAAGUGAAGAUUCUUGAUAGCCAGCUGAAAGAGGCUGAAGCACGUGCUGAAUUUGCUGAGAGAUCAGUUCAAAAACUCCAGAAGGAGGUCGACAGGCUCGAGGAUGAGCUGACGAAUGAGCGCAGUAAGUACAAAGCCAUUGCGGAAGAGAUGGAUCAGACAUUUGCUGACCUCGCAGGAUAUUAACGAGGAUUAUUUUGAGUGUGAAUAAAAAUGAUUACACGCUCAUUCGAAUCACUGCCAUCAUAAUCAAGCUGUUCUGAGAAGAAACUAUCACAAUUCAUCGUCCAAACACCUUUUUCAAUGGGAAAUUGACGAAAUUGAUUAUCCAAUGAUCCAAUGACUAUUAAUUAAUGAUUAUGAUUAAUAUCUUGUUAUUCAUUAACUCAAUUACAUAUUUGUUCGAAUUUUAUAUGGCUUUUAUUGUACUGCAAAACAUAAUUGAAUGAAAAAUAAGUCCACUACAAAGCAGAUGUAGCUUUUAUAUAAGUUUCAAUACAUUAGAUUUAAGUACUCUGUCUAAUUACUAAAUAAAGCCAUCAAUUAGUUGAUGAACAUUCCAAA
Chelonus insularis is the source of this 2167-nucleotide messenger RNA. RefSeq names its product tropomyosin 1 (gene Tm1). Gene Ontology annotation, cellular component: actin filament. Gene Ontology annotation, molecular function: actin filament binding. The record is from RefSeq and is a predicted model, not a curated record. Gene Ontology annotation, biological process: muscle contraction; actin filament organization. The transcript has 8 exons. Bases 242 to 1789 code for a protein of 515 amino acids. Lineage: Eukaryota; Metazoa; Arthropoda; Insecta; Hymenoptera; Braconidae.